AAAAAAGAUCAUUUGUCCAAAUAAGGAUCAAUAAUCUAAUUAGUCAUACCCAAUCUGUUUUCUUAUAAUAUUUUGUACACAAUGUAAUGCACAUCAAAACUAAGUUUUGAUGCUUUAAAAGACAAUCUUAAUGGCCAGGUUGGCUUCUUGCUCUUUGCCUGAUAAUUCUCUUGUACAGCCCAGUUUCAUCACAUAACAAGAUACCCUCAGACUCCUAAGCUGUGAGUGUACAAGCGAUAGCAAACUGAGCUACUUUAAGUAGCUGUCCUAGUCCUGUUGGCCUGACUGGAUUUCUUAAUGGGAUUAUCUAAGACUGGAGAGACACAGAACAAGAAAACACCACCUUCGGACUGACGGUAAGAAGUUACACGUCACUGCUUUCUUGGUAGAAAUUCUGAAUUGUGAAUUUAUUUCAGCUGAUAAAAAAGUCAAAGUGAAGUUACUGUGGUUGAGUUCUCUUUGUCAAGAGGCUAGGAGACUGUUCUGCUGGAGUUUUAUAUGGGCAAACAGCCUGCUGAGGGAACAUCAGAUUCAAGUGGCGAUCAGACCAAGAUGCCAGGCAGUGAGGACAGUGAUGAAGAGUCCAGUCAAGAGGAACAGCCUGUGAUACCAUGGAAUGAGUUGUCUAUCUUAGAGCGUGUGGGCCUUGAUGGCAUUGAGAUGAGUGAGGAUGAGGUGGAGACAGCCUUCUCCCAGAUUGCCCUGGCCUUCAGCAGUGACCAGUACACCCUGAAACAAAGGCUGCAGGCAGAAGAGCACGCACGCAACCUGGCUGAGGAGAACAUCCAGUUGGAGCUGACCAGGGGGCGAGAGACCUUGGAGACACUGAAGGAUCUCUGUCUGGAUAUGAAGCGCAGUACCAUCCUCCAGAGACUGGAGUUGUGUCUAGACAUCCUUGGAGGGACCGUGGCGCGGAUCUCCAACACGGCUGAGGUUCUGGGAGCAGUGCAUAAGGAAGCCCGAGUCAGCCGAGCGGUGGAGCUCAUGGUGGCUCAUGUGGAGAACCUCAGAAGACGUCACGACAGAGACAUGGCUGAGCUGGAGGAGACUAAGAAGCUUAUACAGAAGAACCCCCGUCGACACUUCAGUGAAGCCAGGAGUAUAGUGGCGGAUGGUGGCGAGUUGAAACAGAAGGUUCAUAAAAAGAAUUCUCAGCAGAGCAACAGCCGGCGCCGGGUCAGUGUAUCCGUCCUGUCCAAGCAGGAGAAGAAAAAACGAGAUAAGGAACUGAGGAAACAGUCCAUGGAGGAUUGUUCUAGCAGGAAGAUAUCCCUCUCAGGCCAGUCAGAAGCGCAGAAUCAAAGCUCAGAUUCCAGCAGUGUGGCCGUGGUGAAGACAGAAGAUGGGGACAUUCCUCGGCUGGAGGAUGGACCACCAACACCAGAGUCCCAGAUCAAUCCAAGAGCACCAGAUGAUGCCACUUAUGUGGAGGAAGUUUGUCCUUCACCAGCGUACCCCCUCAACCUUAACUCAUGCAGCCUGACUGAAGAACCAAAUGCAGGGGUCGCCAAAAACAAACAAAACAACUGCUCACCACUGAAUUCUCUGCGACACAGACGCAGAGGCAAAACAAUGCUGGAGAGGACAAGAUGGGACAAGGACAAGAAGGGCGUAGAGUACAGACAGUUAACCUCAGAACAGUGUGGUCCUAUGUGCAUACAUCGCCCCCUGGCUCACUGGCUGUAUAGCUGUCGUUGGCUGCUUCUCUGUGUAUACCUGUGUGUGUUUUGCUGUGUGAUAACUUUGACUGUCUUUUUUUGGAAUCUGCUUGGUCCCGCACUUUGGUAACCAACAUGAAGGAGUACAGCUUUAUUUCUUGCUUGCAAGAUGCAUCUCGAUUGGACAGCUUUGUCCAAUAAAAGGCAUGUGAACUGUAUGGAAUUAUUUUGAGGUUGCCUCGACAAUGAAGGGCAUACUGUAAAUAGAAGCAUGAACAAUGUUAUUGUUAUUUUAUAUGAGAUCAAUCUUGGAGUGAAAAUGGCAAUGGUGUUGUUCUUAGGGAAAUAUAAGGGUGUUACAUUUGGCAUGUAUUAAAAACUGCACAUUCCCAUGUUGGUGUUAAUCAUAAAUGUGCA
Molecule: messenger RNA, 2075 nt
Organism: Osmerus eperlanus (European smelt)
Lineage: Eukaryota; Metazoa; Chordata; Actinopteri; Osmeriformes; Osmeridae
Gene: irag3a
Product: inositol 1,4,5-triphosphate receptor associated 1
Exons: 13
Coding region: 499-1788 (429 amino acids)
Cellular component (GO): endoplasmic reticulum membrane
Source: RefSeq, a predicted model, not a curated record